Acanthaster planci (crown-of-thorns starfish) is the source of this 1657-nucleotide messenger RNA. RefSeq lists its product as uncharacterized. Lineage: Eukaryota; Metazoa; Echinodermata; Asteroidea; Valvatida; Acanthasteridae. The record is from RefSeq and is a predicted model, not a curated record.
CUCGCCAGAAUGGCUAUAUCAUCGAAGACUGUUGUCGCACUCUUGUGCGUUUUUACGAGUGCUCGUCUUAUUGUCUGCCAGGUCAGCCAAAUCCAACACCAUUUUACCAUGCAGCAAAACAGCCGACUCACGGGGAGCGCCUUCACCGAGAGAUCGGCAGUCGGCUCGGCCGUACGAUGUUCAGCUCUCUGCUCCCAGCAUUCCCACUGUGUCUCUUUCAACUAUGCCAAGAACCUUCGCCUCUGCGAGCUGAAUCGGAACACUAGCCGUAGCGACCCAGAGAAGCUGGAGACAGAUGACCGCUUCAAAUACUACGAAAUCAUGAACCAAAAGACUGAAGAUCUGAAAACUGCCUUUUCCACUACAAUCAUGCAAACAACAACGGAACAAAUUACAAAGCCAGCUACAACUGAACCAGCAACGAUGGAUUUAACUACCACUGAACAAACUACAAUUGAACCAACCAUUAUAGAACCAAGUACAGUGGAGCCAACUACCACUCAACCAACUACGACAAAGCCGGCUACAACGGAGCCAACCACAAGGGAACCAACUACAACCAAAUCUACUUCAGUAGAGGCAACCACCACCGUGGUUCAGUCUUCAGUGGAACCAUCUACGAUGGUACCAACCACAACUGAACCAACUACAGUGGAAGCACGUUCCACCGAAGCCACUACAAUAGAGCCAACUACUAUGCAGCCCACUACAAUGGAACCAACCACAGAACCAGCAACAACAAAACCAACUACGUCGGAGCCCACUACAAAAGAACCGACAACAGAACCAACUACAAUGGAGCAGACCACGGCAGAACCAAGCACAAUCGAACAGACUACAGAUGGUUCUGUGAUACCAACAGGUAUGAUUCGAGAAUCAUGCUCCGCGCUCAGACAGGCUGGGUACACCACCGACGGCUAUUACAUGAUUGAUCCAGAUGGAAUAGGCACCGGAGAAGAACCAUUCCGCGUACACUGCUCGAGCAUGGCAGCGAUUGGGUGGACAACCGUGGACCAUACAACAUCGGGCCAGUCAUUAAAUGUGACGUCAAAUCCAUAUGACGUGACUAUCAGCUAUUACGCCAACCAAGACCAGAUUGAAGCUCUAAUGGCUGUCUCAAUGAGUUGCAACCAGUUCCUGAAGGCCGAGUGCUGGAACGCCAAGUUAUGGGACGGCAUCGAUCAACUGGCUUGGUGGGAGUCGGCCCAAGGUGGCCAGAUGAGCAAUUGGGCUGGGGAAGCGACUGGCAACGAAGGAUGUAGAUGCUUUUCAACCGGAACUUGUGCUGGAGGAAACGCGGCGUCCCGUUGUAACUGCGGCGGCCUGUCCGACACCUGGACGAAAGACGACGGGCGACUGAACGAUUUAAGCCGGCUGCCGGUGGUGGCGCUACACUUCGAGCAAGUAACGCCCCCUUCGAGCCAGAUAAUCUAUAAGUUGGAUGCCCUCAGAUGUUAUACCAAAUUCCCGUGAUGAGAGAUCUGGAGCGUUCUCCUUCAGUUUAUUGGACAUCUCUAUUGUAUUUCGUGAAAGGCAAACCACUUGUAAUAGCAAACGGAAGAUUCCAGUGCAUUUUGUAGUAACAAAGACUACACAGUUUGUCGUUUCUCAGUAAAAAGGGUAAUGUGGUGUAUUCAAAGAAAGACUGCUGGUGACA